Messenger RNA from Dermatophagoides pteronyssinus (European house dust mite), 1260 nucleotides. RefSeq names its product Thiamine pyrophosphate carrier protein 1 (gene Tpc1). Lineage: Eukaryota; Metazoa; Arthropoda; Arachnida; Sarcoptiformes; Pyroglyphidae. Gene Ontology annotation, biological process: transmembrane transport. Gene Ontology annotation, molecular function: transmembrane transporter activity. The record is from RefSeq and is a predicted model, not a curated record.
CGAUAAAUGAAUCGUAAAUGUUGAUUGAGAUUGAGAGAAAGGGAUAAAUCAUUUCAUUUUGCUGAAUGGCUAUCGAUUCAAGAUAAUAACAACAAUGGUUGAUACGAAUAAAAUUUAUGAUAAUUUUGAUGAAACAAAGUCUUCAUCAUCGUUAUCUUCUUCCACAUCCACAUCUUCAUCAUCAAAAUUAUUAUCAUCAUCGUUAUUAUCAGCGACAACGAAACAACAACAAAAAUCCAAUUGGCAUUAUGUAAUAUCUGGUUUUUUAUCCGGUUGUGCAACACGUUUCAUAUGUCAACCAUUAGAUGUACUUAAAAUACGUUUUCAAUUACAAAUUGAACCAAUAUCACGUUCAUCAUCAAUAUCAAAAUAUCGUUCAUUAACACAAACAUUUUCCUGUAUUAUAAAGGAAGAAACAGUGUUUGCAUUAUGGAAAGGACAUGUUUCAGCACAAAUGUUAUCCGGUAUUUAUGGGAUGGCAUAUUUUUCAUCAUUUGAAAUUCUUACCCGUUUAACAUUAAAAUGGCUAAUCGAUCAUGAAGAAAUUAUUUCACAUAAAUAUGUAAUGCAAUCACAACCAUUAGUACAUUUUAUUUGUGGUAGUAUGGCCGGUUUUACUGGUACAUUAUUAUCACAUCCAUUUGAUGUUAUUCGUACACGAAUGGUAUCACAAUCCGAACCGAAAACUUAUCAUACAACCGGACAGGCAUUUAUGACUAUUGCAAAACAUGAAGGACGUGUUGGUUUAUAUCGUGGUUUUCUACCAACAUUAAUGCAAAUAAUGCCAUUUUCUGGUGCACAAUUUGCAACAUAUAAUAUAUUUAAAGAACGAUGGCAACAAUAUUAUCAUGCUGAUCAUUUAGCAAUAAAUAUUGGCUAUAAACAUGGCCAUGAAAUUCAUAUACAAUCAAGUUUUUUUUGUGGUGCAUUAUCCGGUAUGGUAGCAAAAUUUUUAGUAUAUCCAUUAGAUUUGGUUAAAAAACGUUUACAAAUACGUGGUUUUGAAACUGGAAGAGGUAAUAAGUUUGGUAAAACUGUUCAUUAUGAAGGUUUUAUACAUUGUAUUACACAUACAAUACAAACGGAAAAUUUGGCCGCUUUUUAUAAAGGUAUGAUACCAAGUAUUUUUAAAUCAACAUUAUCAACAGCAUUACAUUUUUGGCUAUAUGAAUCGUUGGUAAAAAAACUUAAUAAUUCCGAUUAAAAAAAUGCUCAAAACAGAAAAUAUAUAUUUACCGGUGUAAAUUUGAUGGUCAAAGA